AUGUCCUUCCGGCGCACCACGUCUUCCUUGAUGGAAGAACGGACACGAUCCCAUGGCAACUUCAGCGACACGGAGUCGUCUCUGGCCAGCAUCUCCACCAACCAAGUCCGGGCGUCGCGCAAAGAGCACAAGCUGACUCACCUCCUGUCGUACCUCGGCUCCAACAACCCGCUCCCAGCAUCCAUCGAGGCCGACGACGUGAUCUGGCUGAUGGACAACGUCGCAUUCCGGGGCCGCGGGGGCGAGUGGGAGGCUGAAUUCGUCGCGGCGGGAUUCGACGAGAAGGCGUCGCCCAAGGUGGUCGACAUCGUGGGCGACAUCGCCAGCAAGGUCGGGCUGUCCCGCGGCGGUGCGGAGGAGAAGACGAUCGAGCGGCGCAUCUCGCCGUUUGUCAUGGAGGUCCUGCCCGGCAGGCAGAUCAAAGUCAACUACGAUGGCGCCACCUCGGUCAAGCUUGGCCCGGGAGGCAGGAACGGCAUCAGCAGCAAUGUGAUUAGGAUUCCGAAGGCAGCUGCCGGGGGUGUUGCGAGGACGACGGCCGACGUGCCUAUGGGGGUGACGGGCGUGCUCGAGAUGAAGACGGUGUACGCGGAGCCAGAGGGCUGGGCGGUGAUCUCAGAUGUGGACGACACAAUCAAGAUCACCCAGACCAGCGAUCCCGUCGGGAUUCUCAAAUCGACAUUCGUGUCGGAACCCACACCAGUACCAGGCAUGCCGGCGCUCUACGCACGUAUCCAGGAGCUACUGACGCCGUCGGCGCCCUUCUUCUACCUCUCAGCCUCUCCUUACAACUUGUAUCCUUUCCUCCGUACCUUCCGGGACGCCCACUUCCCUCAUGGGCAGUUGAUCCUCAGGGACUCCAGCUGGAUGACAAUCUCUGGGCUCCUGUCCAGCCUGACGCUGGGGACCGAGAAGUACAAAAUUGAUAGAAUCAAAAAGAUCCACCGAUGGUUGCCGCGGCGCAACAUGAUUUUCAUCGGAGACUCGACGCAGAGCGACCCCGAGGCUUACGGCGAUGCCUGCAGGGCGUUCCCGGGCUGGGCCAAGUUGGUUUUGAUCCGAAAGGUGACGGACAUUGCUGCAGUCGGCAUCGAGGAGAAGAACGAGCCGCAGCGAUUCGAAAAGGCCUUCGAGGGCGUGCCUCGGUAA
Messenger RNA from Chaetomium globosum CBS 148.51, 1149 nucleotides. RefSeq lists its product as uncharacterized. Bases 1 to 1149 code for a protein of 382 amino acids. Lineage: Eukaryota; Fungi; Ascomycota; Sordariomycetes; Sordariales; Chaetomiaceae. Gene Ontology annotation, molecular function: phosphatidate phosphatase activity. The record is from RefSeq and is a predicted model, not a curated record. Gene Ontology annotation, cellular component: actin cortical patch. The transcript is spliced from 4 exons.